GGGACAAGAUGGUGGCGCCGGGCGCGCUGCGCGUGGUGCGGUGCGGGGGCAGCGGCCUGCGCGGCGCCAGGGCCGUGUUCUCCGCCGACUCCAAGUACCUGCUGUGCGCCUCGGGGGACUUCGUGAAGGUGCUCAGCGUGAACACCGAGGAGACCCUGCGGCUCCUGUGCGGCCACGCCGACCUGGUGACCGGCAUCCAGCUCAACCCACACAAUCACAUGCAGCUCUAUUCUUCCUCUCUCGAUGGCACCAUUAAGGUGUGGGACUUCAUGGAUGGCAUUCCCAUUAAAACUUUCACUGUAGGAUCCAAACUUCUGGCACUGUACACGCUUGCUAGUGCUGAGGACUUGGUGUUUGUUGUCAUUCCAAAGAAGGGUGAACGAGAUACAUUCCAGCUGGUCUCAGUUAAGCUGACAAAAGGAGCAGGCCAAGAUCUGGAAUGCAAGGAGCUCUCAGUGGUUCUGGAUGGGGUGGGUGCAUCAACGAAGCAAAUUGCAUUUGGAAGAGAAGGUGCAUAUGUGGUAUCAGUAAAGGAUGUGAAUCUCCAAGUUUAUUUUUUUGAAAAGAAACUGUUGAACAGGUUUUCCUUAAGUACAGUGAAGACAAAGGGAGACAAUCGCUUCAGUUGUGUUGUGUGCCAUCCUACGGAGGAUUGCAUAGCAACUGGCCAUGCUGAUGGAAAGAUUCGCCUCUGGAGGAAUUUCCGGCACAGGAAAGCGUACACAUAUUCUGCACUGCACUGGCAUCAUGAUAUUGUCAUGGAUCUGGCUUAUUCUGUGGAGGGAACCAGGUUGCUGAGUGGUGGAGUUGAAUCUGUUCUAGUCCAGUGGCGCAAUGAAUCUUCAUGCCAGAAGGAUUUCCUGCCUCGUUUGGGGUCUCCUAUCGAGUACAUCUCCAUGUCCUCUGACGGCGUUCUCUGCUGCACCCUGCACACAGACAACAGAAUUACAAUAAUCAACAGCAACCUAAGGUUUUCCAGAAGUAUUCAAGGGCUAAUCAAAAGUAGGGAUGUCAAGACUGGCCUAGUGGUUGAUCCUAGAACCAAAGCUUUGGUCCUGAAUGGAGAGCCAGGCCACUUGCAGUUCUAUUCCCUCCAGAGUGACCAACAGUUGUUCAGUCUGGACAUUGUGCAGCGCCAGUACAUCCACCAGGCGGGUCUGAAGCAGUCGGACCUGGUGAAGGUCGCGUUCAGCGCUCGGGGCACCUGGCUGGCCACGGUGGAGGAGAGUGAAGAAGUGACUGACCCCGAGCUACAGCUGAAGCUGUGGUUCUACAGUGAAGAGACACAAAGCUUUGCACUGAACACCAGAAUAAACACGCCCCAUGACAACCAUAUCACAGAUAUGUGCUUUCGUGACAUGGAUGGGCUGGGAGAUGACUCUCUCAUACUGGUAACAACUGGCAGAGACUGUGUGUUUAAAGUCUGGGUGAUAGUAGAAGACUCUGAUCCAGAAGCACACCAGAGUGUGAGCUGGAGCUGUGACUUUGUAGGCAGUUACCACAACUACCAAGCUACGAACUGCUGCUUCUCAGAAGAUGGCUCUUUGCUUGCUGUUAGUUUUGAAGAAACUGUCACUGUAUGGGAUUCACUUACUUGGGAUCUUAAGUGUACAUUUUGCCAUCCACCUGGAAAUAUAAGGAACAUCUGCUUUGGGAGACUAACAUGUUCCAAGUACCUUAUUGGUGCCACUGAUUAUGGCUUUCUGUGUUGCUGGAACCUGCUCACUUGUGCAUUGGAGUGGAGUGCCCACCUCAACGUCGUAGUUCUGCAACCUGAUCCUCUUUCUGAACAUAUUGCUGCAGUCUCAUGGCUCUCCAAAGAGUCCAGCUUGUUUGUGUUUAAACCAAGUGAGCCACGGCCAAUCUACAUACAGAGAAAUCUUUGUAAAGAAAAGAUCCUGCUUGCUGCCUUCGUUCCAAGAGAUGAACCUGAAAUGAUAAGCUCAGAAAAAUACCUUUGGCUAAGAAAUUCCCAGCUGUUUUUUCUUACAGAUACACAAGAGCUAAUGACACUUAGCACAAAGUCUCUAGAAGAAAGACUCACACCAUCAAGCAAACAGCUGGCAGUGGAAGAAAGUCUUCCUGUGACACCAUUUAGUGUGCUGUUGGGAAAGCACAGACGUCAGCAAGCACAGGAGGAUAUAGACCUUGGAAAACCAGUUGUUCAUAAUAAGCAGGAGCAAGCUUCACCUGCUGUCAAAGAGCUUUUGCACACUCCAGCACACGUUUUGCCAUCUGCUUCCUUCCUCUGCACUAUAUUUAUUAACUCAUUGCUCAUCUCCAAAGAGAACAAAAGUGCUGAAGAAGUUGCUGAUGAAGUAGAAAUGGAAAGUGAAAAAGCAGAGGAUGAUUCAGAUGAGGAAGAUGUCACAGCAAUGGAACAAGAAGAUACAAGCCACGUGGAAUUAUUAGGAGAGAUGACAUGUAAACUGUCUAAAUCCCAGGAAAAAGAGCUACGAAAAAUAAGAAAAAUGGACUACAGUUGGAUAUCAGCCUUCUAAACAGACAUCUUACUUUUUUUAUACUGCAAGCUGAAGCUUUGUGGAUUAAGUAUUCUUUAAAAAAAAAAUUCAGGUCCUCUGGCCAAAAAUUUUAGCAGCUUCUCUUUCCAAAGGAAUGCAGAACAAGGGGCAGUGAUUAAAGUUUUGAAAAGCUGAUUCUGCUCUAAGUUCAUUACUGAUUCUCUGUGAACUUAGAAAAUGCUUAACGUGGUGUGGGGGCUCCCCCCUUGCACAUGUAUUUAAAAGGCUAAUAGCAAAACUGAGUUCAUUAUCUGACUUGUGAUCAGUUAGCAAAGUGACAGCUCAGCUGCUGAAAAUCUUGCCCACUGAGAUUGGGUUAUUGCUGCCAAAGCAGCAACAGCAGCAAAUGCCUUCAGUUGGUGAGAGAGCUUAGCUCAAGGUGUGGCAGGGGAGAUCAGGGGGGUUUUUGCUGCUGUAUACAGGUAGGUAACAAGUCUCCCCAGAAGGUCCUUUGCAGCUGUUGAAACAGAUGAGAAGUGGUUUAACAUGCUUGGUUAGAGAAUAUAAAUAUUAAUCUUCUGUGGAGCUCACAGAGUAUGGAGAUUCUUAGGUGGAGGGCACUCAGUAUAUCAGAGCACUGUGAAAGCUUUCCAACUAUCAAGACAACUGCAUCAUGUAGGAGAUGCAUCAGUUUAUGCAACAGCCAGUUUAACAGGCCUUUAAUGCAUCAGCUGCAAUUCCAAUCUAUCACUUAACUAUACAUAGCAGAGUGUAGAAUUGGUUUGAAGUGGUGAAUUUGAGGGCCUUAGAGUGAAUACAAUCUCUGUAGUAUGAAGGCAAGCUGAUGCAAAUGGCAGAGGUCACCAAAAGCUCUGAAGAAACAAUAUUUUGCUAAAACUAUUCAGAUUAAAAAUGCUGGAACAAGACCAAUCCAAUACUCAGUGAAACCUGAGUUCUCCCUACUCUGCCUUUCCAAUAAAGUGGAGGGCCCUUUUGCUUCCUCUCCUGUGUUAACACCAUAUAGUGGAAGGCAGUUAGUGGCAACAUUUUUAACUUUUUUGGGGGAAAUGUAUCCUACAACAGACAAAAUCUGCCACUUCCACCCAUGUAUAGAAAUACUGAAAUUCAUCCUUAGGCAUCAAGGAAAGCAGCUCAGAAUUAUUUUUCUGGCAGGUUUACCUCUCCCAUUUUAAGAUAAAGGCAGUGUUUGCUCCUUUGGUGUGCUGGCAGGUCCAUCAUCAGCUGCUGUGAGGUUAAACAGGUCCAGGCUGCAGCCAGGGAUGAAUGGAUGUUGUAGCAGCACCCAGAGUGUGGCACAAUAGUGACCUGUACAUUUAGGAGUGAUGUAUUUUGGAUGUUGAACCUGCCAUGGUGAGGCUGUGGGGGAAGUCUUAAACCCUGAGAGAUGGAAACACUGCCAUAGAGAUAGGGGCACCAAAAAGAGCUGGUAAAAACAAUUCUACCAAUAGAUCUGAGUGCUGGCCUCAGGAAAGAAAAAAAAACCCAAAAACUAGUUUAAAACCUAUUAUUAUAGAAAAUUACCUUUUAAUUCUGUAAAUUCACUAUCAUGGAUGUUAAAACAUGAAUGUGAGGAUAUGAAGAUAUUUUAGAAGACAACAUUAGUUUCUGUAAAAAGUUUUGGAAUGUCUGCCAUGCAACUUGAAUUGAGUGAUGACAGUCCCUUGCACACUCUUUAUAUUUCCUUCUAAUCAGACAUUAAUGGGAAUAAUAGUUAAUUGAUCCAGUUUCAGCCUAAACCAGCUAGGGCUAACUUAGUCCUGUGGCAGCAAGGGGCUCCUGCAUCUUCUCAUACAAUAAAGUCACGUACCACAGCUCUUCAGAUUAGUAUUACUGAGAAUUUUAAGGAAAGUUUUUAAUAAUUAGGCAUUUUCUUUCCUGUUUAGGCCUUGGUAUACAGAAAAAUAACAUUUUAAGACGUGUAAAAGUUUUUCAAAGUUAGUUUGCCUGUAAGUUCAUGUCUCUCAUAUAUAUCACACUUACAGGGAGAGAAGGAAAACACACCCUAUCACAAUUCUGGCCAGUUUUCUGCUUUUGCAUUUUUCUCCCUUUGUAUAACAGCUUUUUAGAUAACCUCAUGGUAUAUGUAGCUGAAGCAAAAAACCCACAGCUCCCCAAAUGUAAGCAAUUUUUAUUUCCAUCCCUCUUACCUGCAGAGCUGAAACUGAUACAGCCUUUUCAUAACCUUGGACCCAGUAGAAUUUUCCCUAAAUGAAGAGUUUCAACAGAACAAAUAGGGAAAAUUAUUUAAGACUGUAACUGACAAAUAAUAGGUUUUGAAAACUCAGAAACAUAAAGUACAGGAAAAUAAAAAGUAUAUAGAUUCCCCCUUCCCCUCCAAAAGAUCCAUCAUACUAGGAAAAUAUCCAGCAUACAUACUUUUGUAUUUUUCCUUAAAUAAUAUCAGACUUCAGCUCUGUGAAAAACAAGUAUGAGUGAAGCAGGGAUUUAUACACAUGUUGUUGCAAAAGUGCUGCUUCAAAGCCUGGUGUUGUGUUACUGUGUCAGCAACAUUUAAGUGUGGCUGUAAAGGAGGAAACCUUAAUAUCUGUUCAUGUGGGGUUUUUUAAAUUCACAUGUUCUUGUGAAAGUCAAGUGCUUUCCUGGAAGCCAAGCAGGUAUGAGCAAGAGACAAUUCACGUGCAAGUCAGCAUGGGAAGGUGCAGUUCAGUUUUGUGUUCAGGCAGUAGUGCAUUGUGUUAGAAAUCUUCAGCAAGAUACAGCUUUUGUCAUUACUGACUUGGUUUUGCUUUUCCCAGCAGACUGGAUGUACUGGGAUAUCAGAGGGCCCUCACUUUAUAGUUUUCUCUGUGUGUUUUUUCUGCUCAAGAAGGAAAUAAAUUUCUGGUUACAGUUUUACUACAGUUAACAGGCACAUUCUUGACCAACCUUUUAGAAAAUGUCUUCUGACUGAUAAUGCAAUUACAACAGUGAAGAAUACAGAGGGAGGGCUGCUACUGAUUUGUCUGUGGCUGCCUUGGAAUGCUUUAGUUUUAAAACAGUUCUCUGCUGUUCCUUUUUUUUUUUUUUUUUUUUCUUCAAUCUUGUGUAUCUCAGUAGCCAUAUCAGUCCCUGUAUUUACUGAGAUGCCCUAAGUCAAAUCUUCAUUUGUUUUUUUUGGCUUCUGCUUCUUCCUUCUAAAGGCUACUUUACAAGAUUUUAUUAUUCUUCUAUAGAAAGAUUUGACACAAAAGACCAUAGAGAAUAAGACUGAAUUUAAUCUUAUUAUUCCAGUUACAUGAUAAAUACAACAAUGAGAAAAUACCUCUGCAGUGUGUAGAGGUCAGUGUUCAAUACCUGUGGGUGCCCUGUGCAUCACAGCAGGACAGCAGUUUCCACAGAAGCAGUCACAGCUUUAUUUAGGCUGAGGGACAGAACACACAAGGAUGGCAGGUGCCUAGAAGGGGACUUGUUUAUUUCCCAGAUUUUCCACUCAGACAAGUGAUUGGAUAAACAUGAGGGCCUGAAAAUCCAGCAGCUAUGGCAAGCAUUACAAAAAAUAAAUAUACAGGCAAGGCCUUAUGGAGCACAUCAUGGCAAUGGGCUUUGACUGAGGGGCUGCUCUCCUGAGACUGCUCAGGUGCUGCUCUAAGUGCUGAAGAGGUGAUCAGUAAUUUUAGCCCAUUUGUUCCAGUCAAGUUUAGUUCCACAAAGACUGAAAAUCACUGCUCUUCAGUGGCAUUUUGUGAGGCCCAAACGAGUUAUUAGUUAACAGCAGCUCCAACACGUGCCUUGUCCUUGGUGGGCAGACUUGGCAGGAAAGCUAUGAGAAAGGGGCUGAUAUUACUAAACAGAGAUUGCUGUGGAUUUUUGAGUUCAAGAACAGGGGAGAAAAAAAUCCUGCAAAUUGUGCCACGUGUUUUAGUAUCACCUGGAUCUUUGUAUUUCAGCCUAGCAAUCAUUUGUGUGUCUGGCCUUGGGGAGGCUCUUUCAGAUACCUCAAUCUGCCAAAUCCCAGUCUGCAAUGAGCCUUCUAAAGCACAUGCUAACAGCCAGAGUUAGAACCAGCAGAGAACAGGACAGAGGAAAACAACAACAGCUUCAAAUAUAACUCAGAGAAACCUGAACAGACCUUCUACCCCAAAUCAGAGGAACUGAGGUAUAUUUAUUCUUGACAGAUGCUAGUCUAAUUUUGCAAACCUCUGUUAAAAGCCAUUCUAUGGUAUGGAAUCUGUUCAGUGCUUACCUUUUCUGACAGGCACAGUUUUUCCUAAUAAAAGUAAUCUUCCUUU
Vidua chalybeata is the source of this 6712-nucleotide messenger RNA. RefSeq names its product WD repeat domain 75 (gene WDR75). Gene Ontology annotation, biological process: positive regulation of transcription by RNA polymerase I; positive regulation of rRNA processing. Gene Ontology annotation, cellular component: nucleolus. The record is from RefSeq and is a predicted model, not a curated record. Gene Ontology annotation, molecular function: RNA binding; protein binding. Bases 9 to 2501 code for a protein of 830 amino acids. The transcript is spliced from 21 exons. NCBI's taxonomy places the organism in Eukaryota, Metazoa, Chordata, Aves, Passeriformes, Viduidae.